Molecule: messenger RNA, 1017 nt
Organism: Papilio machaon (common yellow swallowtail)
Lineage: Eukaryota; Metazoa; Arthropoda; Insecta; Lepidoptera; Papilionidae
Exons: 1
Coding region: 1-1017 (338 amino acids)
Source: RefSeq, a predicted model, not a curated record
AUGCCGAAGUGUCGUGCGUGUGGCAAAUAUACGGCGAAUGCUGACUGUGUGCGUUGCACCAAGUGUACAAAUGUUUACCACCGCGGCUGCAGCGGCCUGCCUACUGGUCCUAUCCCUCUAGGGUUCGCUUGUCAUAGCUGCAAGGCCAAGAACGACGUCUCGUCAGAAAGCUCGAGCCCCGGUGAUGAAAUAAUGGCCCCCGGAAAAGGCGAGGCCGAAUGUACCCGAAUGCUCGGCGAGCUCAUCCGGGAGGUCCAGGGACUUCGUAGCGACCUCAAAGAAACACGAGAUGAGAUAAAACAGUUUAAGGCUGAUCUGCAAGCUUGCUGUAGACGCAUAACUUCGGUCAAAGAAAAGGUUCUAGAAGUAGAAAAAAAAAUUGCCUCAAAAACUAUCAAUAACGUUGAUCACCUCGAGAAUACGAUAGCGGACCUGAGGAUACAGUUGAAUGAUCGUGAUCAAGAUCUGCUGCUGAAUGAUGUUGAAAUAGCAGGGCUACCUGAGGAGAGAAACGAGAACGUCCUCCAUCUCGUCAGCAUUGUAGCUGUGAAGCUGGGGCUGACCCUAGAGGAUCGCGACAUUGUGCACGCGGAGCGGCAGGGCGCCGUGAGACGCAACCGCGGCGACGGUGAAGGCGCGCCGCAGCAACCGCGACCGCUGGUCGUGCGGCUGGCGCGCAGGGCUCAACGCGACGCCUUGCUCCGCGCCGCGCGCGUCCGUCGCGGCCUGACCACGGCCGAUAUGAACAUUGCUGGGACGCCGAGGAAAUUCUACGUCAACGAGCGACUCACGCGGAAUAAUCGACAGCUGUUCGGUAAGACGCGCGAAGCGGCUUCCCGCUUGCAAUGGAAGUACGUGUGGACAAAAGGUGGCCGAAUAUUCACAAGGAAGGAAGAAGGUAAGGCUAUUGAACGAAUCAGUAGUGAAGAAGACAUCAAAGUCUGUCGCGAAACGCCUAACGAUACGCUCGUGCGUAACUACCCUAAGUCAAACGUAGAAAAGAUAAUAUUCCAAUAA